ACGAAAAAGGUUUUUUCAAAUUUCUCGAUCGUGAUCGUGAAAACGAAUUCGUGUGAGCGCGCGCUAAAACCGAAAACCGAAAUCCAAAAUCCAAAAUCCAAAAUCCAAAAUCCAAAUCUUUUCGAAAUCACAGAGCUAAAGCUCAGCAAUGGCGCCCUUGUUCCUCCUUUUCCCCCAAUCUCUUUCUCUUCAAAACCCCCUCCGCCCCUCCCCUUCCCUCGCCUCCUUCUCCUCUUCAUUUCGGCGGUGUUCUCAUGGCGGACAAGGAGAACAUCCCCGUCCGCAUCACCCGCUCGGCUGCCGCAAAGCGCAGCGCCGCCGCUGCCGCCGGUGAGGCUUCGAAGUUUACGUCUUCAGAUCAACCGCCGCAGAAGAGGAAGCGAGUGGCACUCGGUGAGCUUCCCAUUCCUUCCAAUGCUGCCCUCAAUUCAAUGCCUCGAUCCCAGGCCAAAACUAGAUCUAAGAAGAAGCUUGAAAAUCGGAGCGAUCCUCCUGCUGAUCCGGGUCCUCAAUGCGAUAUUGACUCCAGGGAGACUGAUCCACAGAUGUGCCCACACUAUGCCUCUGAUAUCUAUCAGUACCUUCGCUCCAUGGAGGUGGAAGCAAAGAGGAGGCCGUUGGCUAAUUAUAUUGAGACAGUCCAGACUGAUAUCACAGCUAAUAUGCGAGGGAUUUUGGUUGAUUGGUUAGUGGAAGUUGCUGAAGAGUACAAGCUUGUUGCUGAUACUGUUUAUCUCACUGUAUCAUAUGUUGAUCGGUACCUCUCUUCAAAUGCCAUUACUAGGCAGCAGUUACAGCUUCUUGGAGUGGCUAGCAUGUUCAUUGCCUCGAAAUAUGAAGAGAUUGGCCCUCCUCAUAUGGAGGAUUUCUGUUAUAUAACAGACAACACUUAUACCAAGCAGGAGGUGUUGAAGAUGGAAACUGAAAUAUUGAAAUUUCUCAGCUUUGAGAUGGGCAAUCCAACCAUAAAGACCUUCCUCAGGCGGUUCACUAAGGCUGGCCUUGAGGAAAGUAAAUAUCCAGCACUACAGUUGGAGUUCUUGGGUAGCUACCUAGCUGAGUUGAGUUUAUUAGAUUAUGGUUGUCUCCGGUUCUUACUGUCAGUAGUUGCUGCUUCUGCUGUGUUUCUUGCUAGAUUCACAAUCAGUCCAGAGAAUCAUCCUUGGUGUGCAACUCUUAGACGAUACACUGGGUACAAGCCAGCUGAAUUGAAGGACUGCAUUCAUGCAAUUCAUGAUUUGCAAUUGAAUAAAACAUUUUCCAAUCUUGUUGCUACCAGGGACAAGUACAUGCACCACAAGUUCAAGGGUGUCUCAACAUUAUCCCCUCCACUAGAAAUCCCUCCAGUUUAUUUUGAAGAUAUCAAAGAAUGGAGUUAACCUUGAUUGUUUCUGCCAAAGAUUUACUGAAUAUAUGACAUACUUAGUGUGGAUAUGUGGAAAUGCAAGCUUACCAUGAGGCAUAUGAACCAUUGUUGCAGUUGACUAUGAUGGUUUUAUGAUGAUAGAGAUUGAAAUAAAUUUGUGAUGUUUUGAUUUCUUUCUUCCUCUUCCUUGGUAAAAUGCUGAAAGAGUUAUCCUAAAGCAUUUCAACAAAGUGAGGUAUUUUGCAAAUAUGAUGAAUUCUAUCCUUUUACUAUAUCAGGGAGAGGAAGUUGAGUUUUGUACCUUCUGUAAUAAUGUCAAUGAAAAUUUCACAUUUUUGCAUUUGAGAUGAGUAUUAAACAAUUUCAUGCAGUAAAAUUCCUGGCAUAACAUUUUUGCUUUUCUUUAUAGUGCAUUAGG
This is a messenger RNA of Dioscorea cayenensis subsp. rotundata (Guinea yam), 1784 nucleotides long. RefSeq names its product cyclin-A3-1-like. The transcript has 8 exons. The coding region runs from base 255 to 1379 and encodes 374 amino acids. Gene Ontology annotation, cellular component: nucleus; cyclin-dependent protein kinase holoenzyme complex; cytoplasm. Gene Ontology annotation, molecular function: cyclin-dependent protein serine/threonine kinase regulator activity. Lineage: Eukaryota; Viridiplantae; Streptophyta; Magnoliopsida; Dioscoreales; Dioscoreaceae. The record is from RefSeq and is a predicted model, not a curated record. Gene Ontology annotation, biological process: mitotic cell cycle phase transition; regulation of cyclin-dependent protein serine/threonine kinase activity.